This is a messenger RNA of Austrofundulus limnaeus, 4136 nucleotides long. RefSeq names its product protein phosphatase 3, catalytic subunit, gamma isozyme, b (gene ppp3ccb). The transcript is spliced from 14 exons. NCBI's taxonomy places the organism in Eukaryota, Metazoa, Chordata, Actinopteri, Cyprinodontiformes, Rivulidae. The coding region runs from base 519 to 2063 and encodes 514 amino acids. Gene Ontology annotation, biological process: calcineurin-mediated signaling. The record is from RefSeq and is a predicted model, not a curated record. Gene Ontology annotation, molecular function: calmodulin-dependent protein phosphatase activity.
AUCCGCUUGCGGCGGAUUAUUGUAAUCCGACAGAGUCUGGUCGACACAUAGGAUCACGAUAGAAAAACCAAAGCGCAGCGGCCUGUAACAGAUGCAGCUCGUCCGUGAAUAAAAGGAUAAAGUUAGGAUAUGAUCUGAGGCGCGGCGCGGAACUACUGGAGCCGGUGAUUGGCGCUGCUCUGGCCGCUUCCUGGACCAUCUAUUCAUCCGACACAGAGAAGGUGACAGCGGCUGGGCUGCACCGCAGAGCACUGUGCGCUGGAAAGGCUUGAAUUUGCUGGAUACAGACACCUCCUCCCUCCCUCCCUUUCUCCCUUCCCGUGUCAGGGUUCACUCCAGCUCAGCCUGGUGGAAGCCAAGUCUAGUUGCCCUGCCCGCUCUGCUCCAAGCCACACCGCUAGCUAGCGCGGCUAGCUCACCCAAGCUAGUCUGCUAGCUAGUUAGGAUUUUUUUUUUUUUUUGUCGAGUUUGGUUCGGAAUUCAGGUCCUUCUCUGCCCGCAGCCCACAGGGAGGGAGGAUGUCGGCCAAAGACCAAAACAAACUCUCCACCGUAGAACGGCCCGUCAAAGCGGUGCCGUAUCCUCCCGGUACACGCCUCUCGGUCAAAGAGCUGUAUGCAAAUGGAAAGCCCGACCUGGAGCAGCUGAAGGCCCAUCUAGUGAAGGAGGGUCGGCUGGAGGAAGAGGCAGCCCUGCGGAUCAUCAACGAGGGGGCCAGCAUCCUGCGCCAGGAGAAAUGCAUGCUGGAGGUGGAAGCUCCCAUCACAGUAUGUGGAGAUGUCCACGGCCAGUUUUUUGACUUAAUGAAGCUUUUUGAGGUGGGCGGGUCCCCCAGCAGCACCCGCUACCUAUUCCUUGGAGACUACGUGGACCGAGGGUACUUCAGCAUCGAGUGUGUACUGUACCUGUGGGCUUUGAAGAUCAACUACCCCAACACCCUGUUCCUCCUGAGAGGGAACCACGAGUGCCGACAUCUCACAGAGUACUUCACUUUCAAACAGGAGUGUAAAAUAAAGUACUCUGAACAUGUAUACGAUGCCUGUAUGGAAGCGUUCGACUGCCUGCCUCUGGCUGCUCUCCUCAACCAGCAGUUCCUCUGCGUCCACGGAGGUCUGAGCCCUGAAAUCACCUGCCUGGAUGACAUCCGCAAGCUGGACCGGUUUAAGGAGCCUCCUGCGUUCGGGCCGAUGUGCGACCUGCUCUGGUCAGAUCCGGGAGAGGACUACGGCUCAGAAAAGACCCAGGAACAUUUCUGCCACAACAGCGUGCGAGGCUGCUCUUAUUUCUACAGUUACCCAGCAGUAUGUGACUUCCUGAUGAACAAUAACCUGUUGUCUGUAAUACGAGCACAUGAAGCCCAGGAUGCAGGGUAUCGAAUGUACAGGAAAAGUCAAACGACAGGCUUCCCAUCUUUAAUUACAAUCUUCUCUGCUCCCAACUACCUAGAUGUGUACAAUAAUAAAGCUGCGGUGCUGAAAUAUGAGAACAAUGUGAUGAACAUCCGGCAGUUUAACUGCUCCCCCCACCCUUACUGGCUGCCCAACUUCAUGGACGUCUUCACCUGGUCCCUGCCCUUCGUUGGGGAAAAAGUGACUGAGAUGCUGGUGAACGUCCUGAACAUCUGCUCUGACGACGAGCUGAUGUCUGAGGGAGACGACACGUGCGAGGGUGGAGCUCCAGCUGCCAGGAAGGAGGUGAUCAGAAAUAAGAUCCGGGCAAUUGGAAAGAUGGCCCGUGUCUUCUCUGUGCUCAGAGAGGAGAAUGAGAGUGUGCUGCAGCUGAAGGGACUGACCCCGACGGGAACACUUCCUCUGGGAGUUCUGUCUGGAGGUCGACGGACCCUUCAGACCGCCACCGUAGAGGCAGAAGAGGCACGAGCCAUUCAAGGCUUCAACCCGCAGCACAAGAUCCAGAGCUUCGAGGAGGCCCGAGGCCUGGACCUGAUCAACGAGAGGAUGCCCCCGCGUCGCGACAGCAAGCAGUACGAGGCGCCCCCCUCCGUCAACAACCUGCCGGCCAGCACCGGACCCCCGGACAACAACGGCACCAACGCUCAGGCCUAGUUCCUCCCCCCUCUACCACCCCCCCCCUUCUUUUGCCUUUCCUCCUCCUCUUCUCCUCCUCCUCCUCCUCUCCCGCUUCCUUUCCUUCACCUCCGUCCUCUGGAGGACGAGGCCGUUCAGUCCGAACGCUUAUUUAUUUCAUCAUCGAGUAAAUAUCCGAGUUUCAGACUGAACAGAGAGAAUCUGAACGUGAGCAGAACUCCAGGCUGCUGGUGCUCCCUCCACACCUGUGUGCCAGCUUUCUGUCCGCUUCUUUUUCUGUUCACAUUUGGGGAGGAAGUGAUGCUCGUUCAUUUGCUGUUUUUGUGCCCACAAACACACACAUGCUCUUACGCACACACACACACACACACACACACACACACACACACACACACACUCUUACUCUCAUCCUUUUCUUAUGCCAAUGAUAGUGUGACUGAGCUCUAUGGAGCAAGUAUUGACAUGUAUACUAUAUAUGUAUAUUUUAACUGUUCCCUCUUCAAAGUGAUGUUUGUUUCUUUUUCUUUUUUUUUUCCUUUUUUACAACACAUAGUCUAUCAAUAGCUUGGUGGGGGGAGGGGGCGCUAAGCAGACGCGUUUAAAGGUUAUUCCGUAUCAAUAAGACUCAGAAACCAAAAUAUAAAGAACCACUUCCUGGUUUGUUGAGUUCAAAGCAACAAGUUUUUCUUUCUUUCUUUUUUUUUUUUUUUUCUUUUCCGCCCAGGAAAAAUCCCCAGGAUGUUUGUUUGACGGCUACGAAAAAGAUUUAAUGAUGACAGAAAUGUAAAAUUUAAAAAAGCCGAAGGAAGUUUUAAAGAAACGAGUCUCCAGGUUUGGAUUCAGAAAUUCUCCCUCCCGACUCUUCAGCUUUUAUUUGACCGUCUGGUCUGAUCGUUGGUUCAGGUCUUCCAUCAGCCGAAACAGAAAUCCUGCAACAAGUCUGAUCUGUGAGCGCUCUUUAAUUCAAACAAUAAAUAUGACCUCUUUUUUUUUAUAGAAACUGGGUGUGUUUGGGAUCUGAUGGCAGUUCUUUGGUCCAUAUUUUACACUGCUGACAAAUUUAACAAAAUAAUAUUCCCUGUUGAAUUCUCUGAACAUCAGAAUAUUAAACGAAUAUGUCCAACAAUCUAGAUGAAAAUGAGUUUGAACAAUUAUUGUAAAAGUUUGAAUUUGAACCAUAAAGACAUAACUUUAAAAAGACAAAGACAUUGAGAAUAUUUUAAUUUAAUAAAAUGUAAUUUAGUGAUGUCUUUGAAAAAUCUCAUUAGUUUCAUUUUUAUAUAUUUAAAACUUAAAAAAACUACAAAGUAUUUGUUUGAAAACUUUGAGACAAUGAAUAAAGAAAAUGAAAAUAAAACAUCUGAGAAUGUUGAAAAUAAUGGACAGGGUAGAUUUUUAUUUUUUUAUUUAAUGUGCAUUAAAAAAAUAAAGUCCAGUCUAAAUUGUCACUCUUAAACUAUUCAAACCAAUAGUCUUUAACGAUAAUAAUAAAAAAGGUAAUUUAAACAAAUAUUAAAUACCCAGAUAUUAUAAUUACUGGGAUGAAAUGUGCCUAAACAAAUUAGAAAAACCUUAGAAAGCUGAAAAAAGAAAUAAAAAUUGUAAUAAUAUACUGUAGCUCCAUAAUGUUUCAGGAUUAAAAUCGGUAAAAGGUUCAAAGCAGCGAAUCAGAUCUGUUGAUUCUGUUAAAACACCAAGAAAUAAACGUUUUGAUAAAGUGGAAUAAUCCUUUAAAUGAUAAACAGUAAAUAACCAUAUAAAGCGGGGGCGGGGUUAGGGUGGGGUUUAUUCCUGGGUCUUGGAUGUGUUUCUUGUGGGAAGGGGACUCAGGUGGGUUCGUUCUGAUCAUGUGAUGCUUUACUUCGUAGGUGGAGGGCAGAUUUCAGGCCUGGUCUCUCAGAACAUAUCUCACAGAAUGUACAGAAAGCGUUUGGUUUUCUUUACAGAUAAGUUUUUUUUUGUUAUGUUUUUGUUUUUCUCUCUCAACUUCAUCAACUGUGAGGCCUCUCAUUUCUGUAGACGUUUCACUCCAUUCGAAUAAAAAACGUAAAUAAAAACUAAGAGGAAUGAAAAAAAAAAAGGAAAACUGCA